Myxozyma melibiosi is the source of this 2833-nucleotide messenger RNA. RefSeq lists its product as uncharacterized. Gene Ontology annotation, biological process: UDP-N-acetylglucosamine metabolic process; protein N-linked glycosylation; fructose 6-phosphate metabolic process. The transcript is spliced from 2 exons. Lineage: Eukaryota; Fungi; Ascomycota; Lipomycetes; Lipomycetales; Lipomycetaceae. The record is from RefSeq and is a predicted model, not a curated record. The coding region runs from base 198 to 2426 and encodes 742 amino acids. Gene Ontology annotation, molecular function: L-glutamine:D-fructose-6-phosphate transaminase (isomerizing) activity; carbohydrate derivative binding.
ACAAAGCAUAGCUCCGAUCACUUCUAAUUAUAAGACACGCUUCCUUCCUCUCUGCUUCUUCUCGCGCUCCUCCCUCCCCUCACACGCUCUCUCCCUCCCUCUCUCCUCUCUUUUUUUAUUCCACCCUUCUCUCCUCUCUUUUCUACGCGUCUUAUCGUGUCCACAUCGCUCCCUUCCGCUUGUGAUUAUCUGUGUUUAUGUGUGGAAUCUUUGGCUACGUCAAUUACCUCGUCGAGCGGUCGCGGGAGGACAUCCUCAAUACCCUCCUCGCUGGUCUCUCCCGUCUCGAGUACCGCGGCUAUGACUCCGCUGGUCUAACUGUCGACGGUGACAAGACCAACGAGAGCUACGUUGUGCGCCAGGUCGGCAAGGUCGCCGAACUCCGCUCCCUCGUCAACGAGUCUGGCUUUGAUCUCAACCGUAAGUUCAUCUCUCACGUUGGUAUCGCGCACAAUCGAUGGGCAACCCACGGUCAGCCUGCCGCUCGCAACGCGCAUCCCCAGCGAUCGGAUCCGUCCUCGGAGUUCCUCGUCGUCCACAACGGUAUCAUCACCAACUACGCAGCUGUCAAGUCGAUCUUGGAGUCAAAGGGCUAUAUCUUUGAGAGUGAGACCGAUACCGAAUGUAUCGCUAAGCUUCUCAAGUACGUCUACGACUCAAACCGCAACUUGGAUUUCAAGAAGCUUAUCGAGCUCGUCCUUCGCGAGCUCGAGGGAGCUUACGCUGUGCUCGUCAAGUCCGUCCACUACCCCGGCGAGCUGAUCGCCGCUCGUAAGGGAUCUCCUCUUCUUAUCGGAAUCAAGUCUGAGCGCAAGCUCCGUGUUGAUUUCGUAGACGUCGAGUUCCCCGAAUUCUCGGUCACAACUGAGCCAUCCGCGUACUCUGGCCUCAGCGACGACGAAGAGGGAUCCGCCUCUGGCGUCCCUACCAUCAGCAUGUCCGAUAUGACUUUGGAGCCCCCCAAUCCGGCUGGCCUUCUACGUACUUCGACCGCAUUGCUUGGUGAUGGCGGACUAUUCGUCCCGUCUCCUGGCAUUUCUGACCUCCGACACUCGCAGUCGCGUGCCUUUAUCUCCGACGAUGGCGUCCCGAUCCCGACUGAGUUCUUCCUCGCGUCUGAUCUGCCUGCGAUUAUCGAAAAGACAAAGAAAGUCAUCUUCCUCGAGGAUGAUGAUAUCGCGCACAUCUACGACGGUGGCCUACAUAUCCAUCGUCUGCGUCAUGAGGAGGGUGUGUCCAACAUUCGCUCCAUCCAAAACAUCGAGAUGGAACUCGCUGAGUUCAAGCGCGGUGGAUAUGACCAUUUCAUGUUGAAGGAGAUCUACGAGCAGCCCGAGUCUAUCGUGAACACUAUGCGCGGUCGCGUCAACUUUGAGAACCAAUCAGUCAAACUAGGUGGACUCUCGAACUACCUCACAACUAUUCGCCGAUCUCGUCGAAUCGUCAUGAUAGCUUGUGGAACAUCAUAUCAUUCAUGUCUUGCUGCACGCGACUUAUUUGAAGAGCUGACAGAUAUCCCAAUCUCUGUGGAAGUUGCAUCCUACUUCAUCGAUCGCAAGCCGCCUUUGUUCCGUGAUGAUACUUGUAUUUUCGUGUCGCAGUCUGGUGAAACAGCGGAUACCCUUGUUGCUCUGAAAUACUGCCUUGAGCGUGGUGCUAUGUGUGUUGGUGUCGUCAACGUUGUCGGCUCGAGUCUUUCGCGACUGACAAUGUGCGGUGUCCAUAUCAACGCUGGCCCUGAGAUUGGCGUAGCCUCCACCAAGGCUUUCACUUCCCAAUACGUUGCUCUUGUUAUGAUGGCCCUUCUCUUCUCUGAGGAUAGAAUGUCGAAGCUUCAGCGCAGAAAGGAGAUCAUCGACGGUCUUGGAACUCUGUCAGAGAAGCUGUCCGAGGUUCUCGAGCUCAACGAUGUCAUUGAGGAGACGGCGGAGGCCAUGAAGGAUAAGACCAAGAUGCUGGUCCUCGGAUCUGGCUAUCAGUAUGCUACUGCUCUUGAGGGCGCCUUGAAGAUCAAGGAGAUUUCGUACAUUUUGGCGGAAGGUAUCCUCAUGGGUGAGCUGAAGCACGGUCCUCUGGCUCUCGUUGAGAAGGAUCUGCCUAUCGUCAUGAUUGCCACGAAGGACAAGCUCUACGACUUGGUCGCCAGUUCGGUCUCUCAGGUGACUUCUCGCCUCGGCGAGCCGGUGUUUAUAACGUCCAAGAACGGCCCGCGGUUGAUUGAGCCCACAAAGGCGAGCACCGACGGCAAGGUCGCUGCCAGAGCUGAGAGCGACUACGUCAAGUUUGAGGUUCCCGAGACGGUGGACUGCUUGCAGACCAUCCUCAACAUUCUGGUGCUGCAGAUGCUUGGAUAUUGGUUAGCUGUCAAGAAGGGCUACGACCCCGAUUUCCCCAGAAACCUGGCCAAGGCUGUUACUACUCGAUAAACUGAGGUUGUCUCCGAAACGACAAUUUUGGGAGUGCUAAUCAAAACAACGCCUCUUUUCUCUCUUUUUCCCUUUUUCCUUCUUAAUAUUACAAUCUAGCCGUUUAUCGGCUAUCAUGGAGGGUGAUACAUUCCCUUCAGGUUUUUUCGACAGUGCUUUGGUACUCCUUUGUACGCUAUAUAGAUUUGUGCGGGGAGAGGAACACCGAUUUUCUCUUCAUUUACCGUUUUAUGUCAACAGAAAGGCGAGUUAGGUGUGAAGAUCGCUCUUUUUUUGGUUUUUGGCUGGUCUCCAGGUUUGGAGAAUUAAGUAGUAUUGAUACAGGCUGAUUGUCGACUCACGAUAAUGGCAAGGGAUCAAGGCCAGAGAUAGCUCUACUAUAUAAAUAAAUUAUCAAUGUAUAAAUU